AUGCCUAAUUCUUGCUCUGCUUACAAAUGUAAAGAAAGAUACAAAAAGGAGGAAAAAGAGAAUGCGGAAGUUCAGCAGUCGUUUUUCAGGUGAGUCGGAAAGUCAAAACAAUGGUUUCCACUUUAGCGCUUCCGGCGCUUAUUUUCUGCAUAACUUAAUACUACAUAAGCAAUUGCAGAAACAAGUUUACAUUUAAAGGAUAUUUUUAAUAGUAUCAAUGUUUUAUGGAGUUUUUUUUUACGAAUAAACAUUCUUCAUAUUUUUUACUUACUGUUAUAGUCACUGUCAUACAUAGAAAUACAUAUAAUAGUUGGCAGUGAACGAUACAGCAAAGAUUGAAGUAUUGAACUAUUUGGCUAUAAUAUGUUAUCGGUUCUGUAUGUUUAAAACAGAAUGGUUUCUUUGUUUAUAAUUUUUAACAGAUUUCCUUGUCAUAAUGAAGAACUCUUGAGCGAAUGGGUUGCAGCUGUUGGGAGAAACAAUUGGUAUCCAUCAAAAACAUCAGUUCUCUGCAGAAACCAUUUCCUUGAACCAAUUCCAGCACAAAAACGGCCGUUUGCUAGUGAAAGCGACAUCAAUAUUAUAGCUCCUUCGGCUUCACUGGCAUCAUUUUUUUAUUCAAGUGGAGAGGUCCCUUCGUGUAAAGUUUUCAAGCCUGCCAUGUUGCCCUCCACAAAAAUAAAAAAAUUACAGCUACUUGUGAAGAAAAAGAACAAAAAAAUUAAGCAACUCCAACGAAAAUAA
Paramuricea clavata is the source of this 744-nucleotide messenger RNA. The record is from the annotation of a GenBank genome assembly. NCBI's taxonomy places the organism in Eukaryota, Metazoa, Cnidaria, Anthozoa, Malacalcyonacea, Plexauridae.